Messenger RNA from Salvia miltiorrhiza (redroot sage), 1099 nucleotides. RefSeq lists its product as uncharacterized. Gene Ontology annotation, molecular function: oxidoreductase activity, acting on the CH-CH group of donors. The transcript has 2 exons. The record is from RefSeq and is a predicted model, not a curated record. Bases 195 to 989 code for a protein of 264 amino acids. Gene Ontology annotation, biological process: lipid metabolic process. Lineage: Eukaryota; Viridiplantae; Streptophyta; Magnoliopsida; Lamiales; Lamiaceae.
UAAAGAUUUAAAAUACACCAAUCAUAUAAGAUCUGUGACAUGGCCGGUGACGGCGGCGCCACCGCACCAACGCCGUCACACAAAUUGUCUACAAAUACCGCAGCGCUAAGAUCUGCUGCUUGAACACUUGUGCACAUAAAUAAACACUGUGUGCUGCUCAAGGAGAUUAAAUCAUUGAGAGAGAGAGAGAGAUUAUGGCAGAGAUGAUUGAAGCUUUUGUGUACAAGGAAUCCUUAUCGAUUUACGAGAAAUGCAUUUGCGCGGCGACGCUUUUCUACAUCCUCGGUUUAGCCGUUCUAGAAGUUUCCGGGAAGCAUCUGCAGUACUCCAAAUUCUGGAAUUUGGGAUCCAAUAAGUCUUCGAAAUCUGUGGUUUCGAGUAAGGUCGGGAUGCUGAUUAUCUACACGCCGGCGUUAUUCGCCGGCGUCUCCUCAUUCUGGAUCUUCCCCGGCGGCGGGAUCAGGUUUCUGAUGCUGAAAUCUGCUGUCACCAUUCACUUCCUCAAGAGAGACCUCGAGGUAUUGUUCCUUCACAAAUUCAGCGGCUUCUUCGUCGUGGAGAGUGCAGUUAUCAUUUCAGCCACCUACUUCACAGCUGCAGCCGGCUUUGUCUACUUCCACCACCAAACUCGGGGGCUCCCGGAGCCUACGGUCGACCUCAAGUAUCUUGGCGCCGUGCUCUCUCUCGUAGGGCUCUCGGGCAACUUGUACCACCACUACCUCCUCUCCAAGCUCAGGAAGAAGGAUGGGAAGGGGUACGAGAUCCCUCGUGGAGGUCUGUUCAAUCUCGUUGUAUGCCCCCAUUACCUCUUCGAGAUCACCACCUUCGUAGGGUUCUCGUUCAUCUCCCAGACGAUGUUCGCCUACGCGUGUGCCGUUGGAGUGGCAUUCUACUUGCUUGGAAGAAGCCAUGCCACCAGAAAAUGGUAUGUCUCCAAAUUUGAGAAUUUCCCCAAGAAUGUCAAAGCUCUUAUCCCAUAUGUUUUCUAGAUUUUAUUGAGGUGUGAUGCAUCUGUGUGUGCUGAAAUACCCUCAACUGUGUGUAAUCUCUGAUUGAUUUGUGUUUUGUUUUGUGAAUAAUAAAGAAAAGGCUAUGGAAA